AUGUCCGGAAUCAAAUCGUAUUUCGCGCCCGGUCGGGGCGAGGCUCACAAGAGAGAGGAGUCGGAAAAGACGGUGGAGAUGGUAGAGACGCCGCGGGUACCAUCCACACCACGGGCAGGAGACUCGACGCCAGCAUCGCCGUGGGGCUCAAGGCCUGGAUCGAUCUACCCUGUCGGCGACUUUCGCAACAACGCCAUGGAGGAGAUCAACGAUAUCAAAUGUGAUGUCAUGGUGAACUGGCUACAUUCCAGACAAGAAGAGAGGCUGUGGACCUCUGGCGAGUACGAGGAAGGUGUAGUGCUCAAGAAAUCUCGGGGUGCAUACACAUGCAGUCCCCCAGACCUGGCUGUAGAGCGUUACGGUUUCUUCAAGGCCGUGGAAACUCUCAACGUUCGAGUUGCCAUGACUGUAAACACGAGGGUGAUCAAGAUCCUACUUCACAGCAAUCAACACCCUUAUGUAGAGAUUCAGCCUGGCUUGCGAAUUCAGGUCCUGCCCGAUAUGUCCUACCUGCCGCGGUGUCAGAAGCAUCAGUUCGCUGCUUUUAUUGCCGACAGGGGAAUCUUAGUCGUGUGGGACGACGAACCGAAAAAGCUGAUUGGUCGCGUGGAGCGGUUGGAGCAGGCUCUGAUUCAGAUGAUCUGGGGCAACGGGGACGCAUACCCUGAGGAGAAAGAGGAAAAGCCUGCGCAGGUGCAAGUACAAGAACUCGAAGGUCACGAUGGAGAGAUGCUCCCUGAUGAGAAGCCACGUCGUGUCGUCCUAAUUCAACCAAUACUCACUGCCUGCACUUUAUUACUUACCUUAGCCGCCAUCGGAUCUGGUUGGCGGCGAGUUGCGAUAGAGAUCUUCGUUGAUCACAACUGGAUUCGACUGGCAUUCAUUCUGCUAUUGAUUCCUCAGAUGUGGCUAGGAUUGUUCUUCUUCCAAGCUCUUGCGGGUAACAUCGCACAAUGCAUUGGUCCGAUCGGCCAGAUGAAAAGAAACACGAAGAACUAUUCUGGAAUCAAACCGCGCCGACUGAACAGGGAACGGGGACCGCUUCCGCACGUAACCAUCCAGUGCCCAGUGUACAAGGAAGGCCUUCAUUCCGUUAUCGAGCCCACAAUUCGCUCAAUCAAAGCUGCCAUCUCGACGUAUGAGAUGCAGGGCGGUACUGCAAACAUUUUUAUCAACGAUGACGGUAUGCAGCUGCUGCCAGACGAUGAAGCACACCAGCGCCAAGACUUUUACGACGAACACAACAUCGGCUGGGUUGCUCGGCCAAAGCACAACUCUAAGCCGAUUGAAGGAAGCGACGAGAUAUUCUUGCGCCGUGGAAAGUUCAAGAAGGCUUCGAACAUGAACUACGCUCUGUGGGUCAGCAACAGGAUCGAAGACAAGCUUGCCAGCGGUGUCCGACCGGAAACCUGGAGCCGAGAAGACGAAGCCGCGGCAUACACUCAAGCACUGAACGAGGUUAUCGCUGAGGACCGCGGGAUGACCUGGGCAGACGGGAACGUUCGCGUAGGCGAUUAUAUCCUGCUUAUUGACUCCGACACCCGUGUUCCCGUAGAUUGCUUCCUGGAUGGCGUCAGUGAGAUGGAACAAUCACCUCAGGUUGCGAUCAUGCAGUAUUCGUCGGGUGUCAUGAACGUUACAGACAGCUUCUUCGAGCGAGGCAUUACCUUCUUCACCAAUCUCAUCUACACUCAGAUCGAGUAUGCCGUCGCAAACGGCGAUGUCGCGCCCUUUGUUGGACACAACGCCAUCCUGCGCUGGUCGGCCGUUCAAGACAUCGCAUACGACUGCGAAGAUGACCACCGCGAAAAGUACUGGUCCGAGGCUACCGUGUCCGAGGACUUCGACAUGGCCCUACGCCUCCAAUCGAGCGGCUAUAUCCUGCGACUCAGCGCAUAUGCAGAGAAAGGUUUCAAGGAGGGCGUGUCAUUGACAGUCUACGACGAGCUCGCCCGAUGGGAGAAAUACGCCUACGGAUGCAACGAGCUGAUCUUUCAUCCUCUCCGUUAUUGGUUUACUAGAGGCCCCUUCACGAAACUCUUCCGCACAUUCAUCGUAUCCAACAUGCCUCUCCCAUCCAAAAUCACGAUUCUGGCGUACAUUGGCACGUACUACGCGCUAGGUUCCGCAUGGUUACUCACCGUAGCCAACUACUUCCUUAUGGGCUGGUUCUCCGGUUUCCUAGACCACUACUACGUCGAUUCCUUCAAGGUCUACUUCUCCAUCGUUAUCGUCUUCAAUGCGCUGGGUAACGUCGCGCUCGCCUUCCUCCGCUAUCGCACCGGCGAGCGCAGCUUUUUCUCCAGCCUCUGGGAAAACUUCAAAUGGAUACCGCUUCUCUGCCUCUUUCUCGGCGGCAUCUCCAUACACGUCUCCCAGGCCUUGCUCAGCCACAUGUUCGGCAUCGAUAUGAACUGGGGCGCUACGGCGAAGGAGGUGGAGAACAUUAGCUUCUUCGAGGAGAUUCCGCGCGUGCUGAACCGGUUUAAGGGGACGUUCGUCUUCGUCAUCGUGUCGACUGCGACAAUGAUCGUUUGCGCGACCGUCGUGCCGGAUAUGUGGCGCAUCAGCUUCUUCGCGGCCAUCUGGCCGCUCAGCGUGCUGGUGUUCAGCCACCUCAUGCUGCCGUUUGCGCUGAACCCAAAUCUGAUGCUGUUUACCUGGUAA
This is a messenger RNA of Coniosporium apollinis CBS 100218, 2667 nucleotides long. RefSeq lists its product as uncharacterized. The coding region runs from base 1 to 2667 and encodes 888 amino acids. The record is from RefSeq and is a predicted model, not a curated record. NCBI's taxonomy places the organism in Eukaryota, Fungi, Ascomycota, Dothideomycetes. The transcript is spliced from 3 exons.